Molecule: messenger RNA, 2537 nt
Organism: Cynoglossus semilaevis (tongue sole)
Lineage: Eukaryota; Metazoa; Chordata; Actinopteri; Pleuronectiformes; Cynoglossidae
Gene: slc25a1b
Product: slc25a1 solute carrier family 25 member 1b
Exons: 9
Coding region: 296-1252 (318 amino acids)
Biological process (GO): mitochondrial citrate transmembrane transport
Cellular component (GO): mitochondrion
Molecular function (GO): citrate secondary active transmembrane transporter activity
Source: RefSeq, a predicted model, not a curated record
UUGGAGUAAGAGUGGGGAGCGACUGACUCUGCCCCGCCCUGGCGGAAACACGCGACGUUAUCAGCCUGUGCGUGUGUGCACUGUAGUGAUAACUGUCAAAAGUACAGGGUAGUUAACAUCAACCAGGAGAGUCCAAUGGUCAGAAACGGCUGACGUCGACGAGCGACUCCAGCUGUGUCUGCUGUGGACGGAACCAGGUCUGAAUGCUGCCUGCGUUUUACGACCUCUGAGCUCAACUACAGGGACUGGAAUUGUUAGUAAAAAAAACAACAAAGUUUGCUCAGAAAAGGCAGUCAUGUUUGGACAACCAGGCUUCGUGAGUCCGUUCCACAGACCUCGGUGUUUGGCUGCUGCAGCUCCGGCGACAGGGAAAGCCAAACUCACUCACCCCGGCAAAGCCAUCUUAGCAGGGGGGAUAGCCGGAGGCAUUGAGAUCUGCAUCACUUUUCCCACAGAGUAUGUAAAAACACAGCUGCAGCUGGACGAAAAAGCAAGUCCUCCAAAGUACAAGGGCAUCACGGACUGUGUGAAGCAGACAGUGAACAGUCAUGGAGUCAGAGGUCUGUACCGAGGCCUCAGCUCACUGCUCUACGGUUCCAUCCCCAAAGCAGCAGUCAGGUUUGGAAUGUUCGAGUUCCUUAGUAAUAAGAUGCGUGAUGAGAGCGGUAAACUGGACAGUAAGAGGGGCUUCUUCUGUGGUCUUGGAGCUGGAGUUGCAGAAGCUGUGGUUGUGGUCUGUCCUAUGGAGACAGUAAAGGUCAAAUUCAUCCACGAUCAGACAUCAGCAAACCCAAAAUACAAGGGCUUUUUUCAUGGGGUGAGAGAGAUCAUCAGAACACAAGGUCUGAAGGGGACUUAUCAGGGCCUCACAGCCACUGUACUGAAGCAGGGCUCCAACCAGGCCAUCCGCUUCUACGUCAUGACAUCUCUGAGGAACUGGUACAAAGGCGACGACCCCAACAAAUACAUUAACCCUGUGAUAACUGGACUGUUCGGAGCCGUGGCUGGUGCUGCCAGUGUGUUUGGAAACACACCCGUGGAUGUCAUCAAAACAAGAAUGCAGGGUCUUGAAGCUCACAAGUACAAAAGCACGUUGGACUGUGCUGUAAAGAUCAUGAAGCACGAGGGACCAGUGGCGUUCUACAAAGGUACUGUUCCUCGACUGGGUCGAGUGUGUAUGGAUGUCGCCAUCGUCUUCAUCAUCUACGAAGAAGUUGUGAAGGUUCUCAACGUAGUUUGGAAGACGGAGUGAAGAGAACAUCCUGGUGCUGCUCAAACAGAGGUGCCGGGUCGGGAAAUUUACACCAAUGAUUUUCCUGCACCACUGCUUUUAGGUUCUAACCUCUACCUCCAUGCGAAAGAAUGAAAGGGAUUUGAGGUGUCAGAUUUUAGAAAUGUAAGGCUUAUAUACAUGUGAAAAACAACUCCAGAACCCAGAGAUGAGACUGUUCAUUGAAACGUGAGAAUUUCCUUAAGAUCUCAGGGAACGACUGGGCCAUUAAUUUACAUCUCGACUCGACCAUAAAAAUGAAAACGGAGUGAAAUCAAAUGUGACAUGUAACCUGCCUACAGCUAAUGGAAUAUUUAUUUUAAUCACUUGAAGCAAAAGUCCUAACGCAACAAUUUGUAGCCCUCACGAAAGUAAGAUAUCUUUCUAUCACAUACUGCGACAGCUCAAGUACAUUAACAAACUCAAUGCCUUACGUUUUGGAAUGAUGGUAGAUGAAACGUCUUCAGUUUUCUUACUGUAUACAUACAUGACGAUACAGACUGUAAUGGUGACAGAUGUGGCUCACUUGAAAAAUUGCAGAUAUGCUUUAUUUACAUUGUUAACAGUUCUUACAGUAUGUAUGUGUUAUACAAGUCAUAUAGAGAUUAGAAUGACCAUCUGUUAAAUCUACUUAGAGAUCUUCUUUUUUUUAAAUUGACAAUUUUUUGGUUGUACACGCUGUACUGGUGCCAAAUGUCAAAAACCAGGCAGUAUCUUAUGCUCAGUGUGUUUGAGAUGUUCUGCGAGGGUGAAUGUUUAAUUCUUUGUAGCUUUUAGUCGUACGUUUGUCCACAGUGGCAAUGCCUUUAAUAUAUACAGGUGUGUGAUGGGGAAAUCCAUGAAUAGUGCCUUCACUUUUAAUCCUUAAAGGAGGGUAAGUAGCAAGAAAAAAAAGAACAUUUAGAAAAGAUUUUAUUAAUUUCGCUGACUUACUUGACAAACCAAUGUGUGAAGUGCGGCCCAGUCACACGGAGACAUAUUGUAGACUGGAGUCUGUAGUGCAAUGAAACUUUGUUUUUUACUCAUACAACUUCAUUCAGGACACUACGGUCUUGUAGGACCCUGUGUUUACUUUUAGCUUUUUUGGAAGAAUUACAUUCCAAAUAAUUUUGUCCUCCUCACUAAGUUUCCGUAUACACAGAUAUUUGAUGUUGUUUUCAUCAGAAAUCCACAUUAUAAUUCCAAAAUGUUACCUAGCUAAACCAAGUAUUGUGCCUUCAGUGUAAUAACAAUGUACACUUAACAAUAAACAUCAGUUCAGACCGUU